CUGAGCCGGCGGCCGAGGCGCCUGGCUCCCCAAGCUCCGAGAGCCAGUGCCGGCCGUCGUGGACGCGGGCUCCGGGCUCCGACGGCGGAGGAAGGAGGCGGCGGCGGAGGCCACGGCCACGGUCAUGGAGGGGCAGCAGCUGUCCCCGCAGCCCCAGCUCCAGCUCUGCGACAGCCUCAUGAUCUGGUUGCAGACAUUCAAUACUGCUGCCCCUUGUAAGAAUGUCCGGCAAUUAACGAAUGGGGUUGCCAUGGCACAAGUUCUUCAUCAGAUAGAUGUGGCUUGGUUUAAUGACUCGUGGUUAGGCCGAAUCAAAGAAGAUGUUGGUGACAAUUGGAGAAUAAAGGCUAGUAAUUUGAAGAAGGUUCUUCAAGGAAUUAUGAGCUAUUAUCAUGAGUUUUUAGGUCAACAGAUUUCUGAAGAACUUAUUCCUGAUUUAAGCCAAAUAACUGAACACUCAGACCCUACGGAGCUUGGCAGAUUACUACAGCUUAUUUUAGGCUGUGCAGUCAACUGUGAAAAGAAACAAGAACACAUUCAGAAAAUUAUGACUCUUGAAGAAUCUGUUCAGCAUGUUGUGAUGACUGCUAUUCAGGAGUUAAUGAGUAAAGAAAUAGUGAGCUGUGCUUCAAGUGAUGCUGGAGAGCUGGAACAUCAGCUCAAAAGAGCCUUAGAAGAACUUCAGGAUGCAUUAGCAGAAAAAGAGGAACUAAAGCAAAGAUGUCAAGAGCUAGACAUGCAGGUAACCGCCCUUCAAGAUGAGAAGAACACACUGGUGUCUGAGAACGAGAUGAUGAACGAGAGGCUGGAUCAGUUAGACGGCUCUUUGGAAGACCCAAAUACAGUAGUGGCAAAAAAGUAUUUUCAUGCCCAGUUACAGCUGGAGCAGCUACAAGAAGAGAACUUCCGGCUAGAGGCGGCAAAAGAUGACUACCGACUUCACUGUGAGGAGCUGGAAAAGCAGCUGAUUGAAUUUCAGCAUCGGAAUGAUGAGCUAACUAGCCUGGCUGAGGAAACCAGAGCCCUGAAGGAUGAGAUCGAUGUUCUCAGGACUACCUCUGAUAAAGCAAGUAAAUUAGAGUCCACAGUAGAAGUUUAUCGUCAGAAGCUCCAAGACCUGAAUGACCUGAGAAGGCAGGUGAAGUCGCUGCAGGACACCAACAUGAUGUACAUGCACAACACGGUCAGUUUGGAGGAGGAGCUCAAGAAGGCCAACGCUGCCCGCACCCAGCUGGAGAUGUACAAGAGGCAGGUUCAGGAACUUCAUCUUAAACUUUCUGCUGAAUCUAAAAGAGCUGACACAUUAGCCUUUGAGAUGAAACGCCUGGAAGAGAAACAUGAAGCUUUACUUAAGGAAAAAGAUAGGCUGAUCAUACAGCGUGAUGCUUUAAAAGAGACCAAUGAGGAGCUCCGGUGUUCUCAGGUGCAGCAGGAUCACCUCAGUCAGGCAGGUACCUCUGUGUCAACAAGUUACGAGAAUCUUGCUGCUGAAAUUAUGCCAGUAGAAUAUAGAGAAGUGUUUAUUCGUCUUCAGCAUGAAAAUAAGAUGCUUCGAUUGCAGCAGGAGGGUUCUGAAAAUGAACGAAUAGCAGAGCUCCAAGAACAGCUAGAGCAGAAACACCGGAAAACCAGCGAGAUGGAAACAGAGCAAAGGCUCAGCAAAGAAUACAUCCGAGGUUUGCAGCAGCAGAUUGAAGACCUUCAGAAGACUCUCCAGGAGCAGGGGCCCAAGCCCGAAGGGGAGAGUUCCAGCAAAUUAAAGCAGCAGCUGGAAGCACAUAUGGAAAAGCUAACUGAGGUCCAUGAAGAAUUACAGAAGAAGCAAGAACUUAUUGAAGAUCUCCAGCCUGAUGUGACUCAAAAUGUACAAAAGAUAAAUGAACUCGAAGCUGCCCUACAAAAGAAAGAUGAAGAUAUGAAAGCGAUGGAAGAGAGAUAUAAAAUGUACCUAGAGAAAGCCAGAAAUGUAAUUAGAACCUUGGAUCCCAAAUUAAAUCCAGCAUCAGCUGAAAUAAUGCUACUGAGAAAGCACCUGGCAGAGAAAGACAGAAGGAUUGAGAUACUGGAGAGUGAAUGUAAGGUAGCUAAAUUCCGUGACUAUGAAGAGAAACUCAUUGUGUCUGCCUGGUAUAAUAAGAGCCUCGCUUUCCAGAAGCUGGGGAUGGAAUCCAGACUGACUGGAGGGAAUGGCGCCUGCAAGGAUGCUGGUGCAUGCCCUCCCGCGCGCUCCUUCCUCGCACAGCAACGCCACAUCACCAAUACCAGAAGAAAUCUUUCUGUUAAAGUUCCUGCUGCAACAUCCGAUUAAACUCCAAAAGAAACACAGAC
Molecule: messenger RNA, 2328 nt
Organism: Sarcophilus harrisii (Tasmanian devil)
Lineage: Eukaryota; Metazoa; Chordata; Mammalia; Dasyuromorphia; Dasyuridae
Gene: HOOK1
Product: hook microtubule tethering protein 1
Exons: 22
Coding region: 125-2308 (727 amino acids)
Biological process (GO): cytoplasmic microtubule organization; cytoskeleton-dependent intracellular transport
Cellular component (GO): centrosome; cytoplasm
Molecular function (GO): microtubule binding; dynein light intermediate chain binding
Source: RefSeq, a predicted model, not a curated record